This is a messenger RNA of Lethenteron reissneri (Far Eastern brook lamprey), 6842 nucleotides long. Its product is annotated as zinc finger protein 501-like. Gene Ontology annotation, molecular function: DNA-binding transcription factor activity, RNA polymerase II-specific; RNA polymerase II cis-regulatory region sequence-specific DNA binding. NCBI's taxonomy places the organism in Eukaryota, Metazoa, Chordata, Hyperoartia, Petromyzontiformes, Petromyzontidae. Gene Ontology annotation, cellular component: PcG protein complex; chromatin; transcription regulator complex. The record is from RefSeq and is a predicted model, not a curated record. Gene Ontology annotation, biological process: regulation of transcription by RNA polymerase II.
UGACGUCACGAGACACCAGGAAGCUGCUGCACUGCGCGCGCUCUCACUGAGAUCCGAGGAUCCGGAGGAAAAUCACGCGACCACGGGGAGAGAGAAACACGAAAACUCCAACUAUACAUCCAUAAUGCAGCUGAAGCUUCUUUUGACGCUUCCUCUGCAGAAUUGGUCUGAUGGAGCAAAGGCACUCAGCGCAGCUCGGUACAAAAAGAGAACAAUGCGACCAGUAUGCAAACAGCACGGAUCGUACUGGAAAUUUGACACAGGACCAGAGAACUCAAACAGGAGAGAAACCCUUCAAGUGCACCGUGUGUGAGAAGGCAUUUGCAAAGUCAUCAGUUCUUCAGAGACACCAGAGAACACACACAGGAGAGAAACCUUUCAGGUGCACUUUGUGCGGGAAGCCGUUUGCAGUGUCAUCACAUCUUCAAAGACACCAGAGAACACACACAGGAGAGAAACCUUUCAAGUGCACUUUCUGUGAAAAGGCAUUUGCAUGGUCAUCAGGUCUUCAGAUCCACCAGAGAACACAUACAGGAGAGAAACCCUUCAAGUGUAGUGUGUGUGGGAAGGCAUUUUCAACUUCAUCUAGUCUUAAACAACACCAGAGAACACACACAGGAGAGAAAUCCUUCAGGUGCACUCUGUGCGGGAUGCUGUUUGCAGUGUCAUCAAAUCUUAAAACACACAAGAGAACACACACGAGAGAGAAAACUUUCAAGUGCAGUGUCUGUGGGAAGGCAUUUUCAAAAGCAUUUGCUCUUAAAACACACCAAAGAACACACACAGGAGAGAAACCCUUCAAGUGCACUGUGUGUGAGAAGGCAUUUGCACAGUUAUCAGUUCUUCAGAGCCACCAGAGAACACACACAGGAGAGAAACCCUUCAAGUGCAGUGUGUGUGAGAAGGCAUUUUCAGGUUUAUCUGCUUUUAAAUAUCACCAGAAAACACACACAGGAGCUAAACCCUUCAAGUGCACUUUGUGCGGGAAGGCGUUUGUACUGUCAUCACAACUUCAAAGACACCAGAGAACAGGCAGGCAUCAGAAGAUCCCCAAGAAGCCGAGUCUGAAAUCAGCUUGUGAAAGUCAAAGUGCUGCAAUGUGCCCAUCCUUCAUGAAAAAAGAACCACAAGAAAAUCUCAGCUUGGACACUUUAAAAGGUAUCCAGGUGAAAUAUGAAGAGGCGAAGGUGAAAUGUGAAGUGACAGUGAAGAGCGAAGAAGUGAAGGUGAAAUGUGAAGAUGAAUAUUCAACUCCAAAAUUAGACGUUCACAUCGAUGGAGGCAACGUGAAGCAGGAGGAGAAUUCUGACUGUGAGGCAGAGCGAGGCAACUCCCAGCAGUUUGUGAAAGUGGAGGUGUGGGUGGACUUCUUAGAUAAUACAAAGUCAAAAUGAGACCCGGUAGAUGUGGAGUGUAGCAGCGCCGAGUGGUGACCAGGGGUAGCAAUUUUGGGUGUACCCACCCAAAGGGAAAUGAUCCAUCUUGUGGCUCACAGAACCAGCUGAAGGGGGGCGUGGCCAGGGUGGAUCCUGGAAGGAUAAAAGGGGGCGAGAGAGGGAGCUCGAGGCUGUCCGUGGGAGUCAGGGUCGUCUUCUUGUUGCUGCUGUCUUCGUCAUCACUGCCAUCUUUGUCAUCGCUCGACAUCGCCACUGCUAGAUAGUUAACCAGCUAUCUAGUUAGUCAGCGCCGUGGUUGCUAGGCGGUCAGUGUUCUGCUAUGUGCUAGCAAGUGAAACUGUGAGUUAUGAUAAAUAAAUAAAAAGGUGCCUCUACAGUUUAUUGUCUCUGGAGUCGUACACUACAGAUGUGUAAGCUUGAGACAAUGAAGCUCCAAUAGAUUCACUUUUGUCACAGGCCUUUAAUGAAAAUUAAGUGAAGUUGAAUACUUAAUUCCUAGGAUCAACCUGCAGAGUAAGAGCGGCCAGUAUGUGGACCCAUGGGUUGGGUAGAUGUCUAAACAGAAGCGAGAGCCAAUAAGCUCCCAAGCAUUCACUAUGUUAUGAUAAUAAUAUUUGCAUUCAUAUGGUGCUUAAUUCUCCAUAUUAGCGUUUUUUUUGGGUUAGAUCGCGUAAAUAUAAAUGUUUUGUGAAACCCGACACUGCGCGAUUUGUUCUCCAACACCGGUGUGCUGUACUAGUGUGUAAUAACGCCGACUGUUGUCCAGCAACGGCAACUGCGGUGGACAAAUAGUACACAUGCCAGUGAGCAUAUACAUGAGUGUGUCGGCAGGGCAAAGGAACUGGGACAAGGGUUACGGAAGACCCCAUCCGGAAGCCCCUGGAACCUGCUAGUGGGUUCGAGAAGGGAGGUGUGGCCAGGGCAGAGCCAGGCCGCGCUGGGUAGCAUAAAAGCAGCUGAGAGUGGGAGCUCAGGGCUGUCGGUGUCGGGAGUUGGCUCGUCACCGCUAUCAUCUUCGCAGCCUUCGUCGCUGCCGUCUUUGCUAGAUAUUGCGCGGCCGGAUAGUUGUUGGCUGUCUCGGUCAGCGCCAUCGGUGUUACAUGGUCAGGGUUGUGUUUACGCGAGGUUAGACGACUAGGGAGAGUUUGAUGGUGAACCUGUGAAGGUGUUAAUAAAGAAGGUGCCCCCUUAUAAACCUUGUCUCCCUCUACGAUGACACUACAACUGGUGUUAGGAGUGAGGUGAAGAAAUAACCCACCUAUAGUGUCAUCGGAGGAUGGGAAUGGCGAAACAUUAAUCCCUCCUGCAGCCCCGGGACCCUGGUUACGAAGCCUGUUGGCGGAGAGAGAAAUCGGCGUGAGAGCGGCGGCUAAUCGACGAGGGAGGACCCCGUUCCUCCAUGGUCACGUGUGCCGAGCACGCGGCAUGGCCGAGCACCGCUGUGUUGAGGGGAGCGUGGGAUGGCGCAGGAGGCGCGCCACGGUCAGCGACGCGGAAAGGAGUCACGAGGGGACCCUGGCGGCGGUCCUCAUCGGUGCGGGAGAGUGGAGGAGCCUGGGCCGGAAACUGCGCAUGUGGUGGGUGCCAAUUUGCCCGUGGAGGGCUUGGCAAGGUCGGCGGGUGCUAUUUUGCUUAGAGCACAGGACAGCGCUAAAGUCGAUGGCACUGCAAGGGGCAAUUUCUGGCCUAUCGUGCGAUGCCCGUGCGAAAUUUCUCCAGCGGAAGCAAGGGGAAGCCGAGACCCCCUUCCCUUUGUGGGAGGCGCUACUCGUGCUGGGGCGGAAGGCGUACCCCCAGAUUGGUGAGACGGCGCUCGACUCCUUGGCGGCGGAAAGGCUGUUGGCUCUGGCGCGGGUGUCAGGGAUCGUCCUGCCCUUCUCCGAAGGCAUGGGGAUCACGUCCUUGAAGGUGGCCCAGGAAAUUCAGGGCCACGAGGCCCGCCAGCAUUGGCCCAAAGUGGAGGCUUGGUUGUGGCGGGAGGAGGACAUGGUGGCUGUGGUGUGCGGCCUGGGGACGCACGGGAGAUGGUCCCCGCGCGUGGAUUGGCGACCGGGGAAGCCCCCUUUGCCCUGCCAUGGCAGGAGAGACCAGUGUCAAGGACCAGCUUACUUGAGUUACGUUCUGGUAAAGGUGGACUCUCCCUUGUAAGGUGGGAUUCGGGGGAGUUGUGUAUGCUUGGGUUGCGUUAUCGGUUCGCGGGGGGGGGGGGGGGGCGUCGCGGUUGUGUGGUCCCUGAAGGGGUUCUUACCCCUGUCAUGGUUGCGCUGCGUAUUGUCAGUUUGUGGGGGGCACCGUGGGUUGUCCUUUUUGUUGGCGGUCCGCAGGGGGCGCUGAGGUUGUGCUAUGUGUUUACGGUUUGCGGGAGAUGCUGCAGUUGUAUUGAAUGGUCGCGGGAAGUGUUGCAACCAAGGUUUUUUUUUGUGGUGAAUUUUUUUUCGUGUUGGUGGUGUUUCUCGGAGUUGGGGGUUGCUCUUCCUGUCCACCGGUUGCAGAUGCUGGAUGUCAGCCAACUGUUGUCCAGCAACGGUAACUGCAGUGGACAAACAGUACACACACCUGUAAGCAUAUACACAAGUGUGUCGGCACGGCGGAAGAACUGGGGCAAGGGUCAUGGAAGACCCUAUCUGGAAGCCCCUGGAACCUGCUAGUGAGUUCGAGAAGAAGGGCGUGACCAGGGUGGAGCCAGGCCACGCUGGGUAGCAUAAAAGCAGCUGAGAGCGGGAGCUCAGCGCUGCCGGUUCUGGGAGUGGGCUCGUCUCGUCGUCGCUGUCACCUUCACUGCCUUCGUCGCUGCCGUCUUUGCUAGAUAUUGCGCGGCCGGAUAGUUGUUGGCUGUCUCGGUCAACGCCAUCGGUGUUACACGGUCAGGGUUGUGUUUAGGUUAGGCUAGAUGACUAGAGAUAAUGCAUUAAUAUUUAUGCGAUCUAAGCCAAAAAACCUAUUGGAUGAUAUUGGUCGCGAAAGCCUACGUGUUAAACUUGCUUAAUUGCCUCGGCAAUUUGGAGUUUUGUAUCAUAUCUCAUCACGAACACUCAAAGAGCACCCCCAAGUGGGAGCUGCCUCUGUGUGGCAUAAGGUGGCCCAGCACCAGCUGCAUGUGGACAUGAGUCUGUCAGUAGGGGGCGAUUAUUGGUGUAAUCUCCGUUUGUGUAAUUUCUGGAUAUUUGGAUUUAACCAAAUUUUGACAAUGACACUAACAUGCAAUGACCUACGUGUUUUGAAUAACACAAUAGUAUGUUUUACAUCCACUGGUGCAUAUUUUAGUUAAUAUUACUGUGAAUCGCUGUAUGUGUGUACGUCGAUAUAUGUGUGUGUAACUCCAUGUGUGUGUAUCUAAAGUGCAUGUCUAUGCGUGUGUGAGUCCAUAUGUGUGUGUGUGUCAGUCCAUAGGUGUCUGUGUUAGUCGCUUUGUGUGCAUGGCUCCAUGUCAGUCAGUGCAAGUCCAUUUCUUUGCGUGUCUGUAGGUCCACGUGUGCGUGUGAGUGAAUGUAUGUGCUUUAUUGACCUGCUCAAGGCCUAUGAUACCAUCAGUAGGCCUGGCCUCUGGGUUGUUCUUCAUGCUUUCGGAGUCCCUCAAAUUUAGCUCACGAUCCUUAAAGACCUUUAUGAUGGUGAGCGGCCCCGCUUCAAACUACGUGGCCGUCAGUCAGAGCCAUUCCCUCUACACCUUGGGGUGUGACAGGGAUGUCCUCUGGCUACACAUUAUUUAACAUAUCUUUUGACCACGUAGUUCGUGAAGCCUUCAAUAGCUGUACCCGAGGAAUUACCAUAAGAUACAAUGGGAGGCUGAUCGAUGCCCGUGUGCGCUCAAGGGAUGCCUCCCUAUUGCUCAACCAUGAUAUGUAUGCCCAUGCUCUGGUGAUUGCUGCUCACUGCUGCUGAACCUGGAGCUUGCCACUAAGAGGUGGGGCCUUACCAUCAGCCCAAACAAAACUAAGCACCUGCCUGGGUAUUUUGUACCAUCGGACAAUCCACCCCCACAACUCACAAUUGCUGAUGCGGCAGUUGUGGAGAGAUCGGAGAGAUUUCCAUACCUGGCCAGUGUGCUCAUGACCGACUCCGGUUUAACAGCAGAGGUCUCACUCCAAAUCAGUCGAGCGCUAUUCUCUUUUCAUCGGCUGCGUUACGCUGUGUGGAAGCUACCUGCUCUCUCGCUGCGCAUGAAGCUCCAGGUCUUCUCGGCCAUGGUCAUUCCCCUCCCUUCUCUGCGCUUGUGAAGCACGCACCCCCCUAAUGGAACAUCUUCACCGGUUACAAACAUUUAGGCUGGCCUGCUAACGAUCUAUCCUGGGUUUAACCAUGUGUGUGUGCGUCUAAGUCGAUGUGUUUCUAUGUGUGUGGGUCGAUGUCUGUGUCUAAGUCCAUGUGUGUGUCUGCCUUUUUCGCCCGAGCAACGCCGGGUACUUACCGCUAGUAUUAUUAUAACCACCAGGCUUUGACAAUACCUUACUAUCUGUGUAUGUAUAUGUAAGGUUUUUAAGAGAAGUUUUGAAAUGUUAUAAAACGUGUUGCCUCCAAGAAGCCUCGCUCUCCCUCUGUACCCACUACAUAUGCAUUGUCUUUGAAACUGAUUGGUUCACAUCAGAGACAGCUUUCUCUUGAGCCUAGGCUCAGAGACACCUUUCUCUUUCGCCUACGUGACUUUACCGAAGGAACCAAAGAUAAUGCAAUUAUCAGAGUACGUUUCUUUUUGCAUUCUGACCACAAGCAUUGUGGUUAAUGCAGACAUGAUUCCUUGUAAAAGGUUUCAGUUGGUGUUUUAACAUCUUAACACCUGUUUUGUUGCCAGAAAAAAAAGGUAAAACCUAUUCUCAAUAAUAACAAUAUCACGUUUCGAUCGCAACACAAGCAAUCGUCUUCUUUUUUCACCUGAAGACGAUUGCUUGUGUUGCGAUCGAAACGUCGUGAUAUUGUUAUAUUAUUUUGAUUAUUUUUUUCUAUCUACGUGGCUUUACAGAAAGACCCAAAGAAUAUGACUUCCUGCAGUCACGAAAGCUUUAAGUCAAAUCAGGAUUUUUACUGGAACGGAAUCUGCAGUGACCAACCAGACGUGACAUCACGCUCUAAAACACGGUGGAGGGGGGUUGGGGAAGAAUACCUUGGUGACAUGACGUCACUAGCGAGGUACACCUUCAGGCGUCUCACCGAUGAGGCAAUGCAGACUGGUGACGUCAGAGCGAGAAAGCAGGGUUUGAGUUUAAGUUUACAGUAUUUAUAUUCCUUUUCCAUUGCUGCCUCUUGAACAGAGACCCCUUGGGUGCGUGAGCUCAACAACAACGUGAACAUUAUUUUGUGUACACACUGUAGAGUGUGUGCACAAACUGUGUGUAUACAGUGUGUCCACUGUGUCUGUACACUGUUGGCACAGUAGGGGAUACAGGUGGUGCAUCGGCCAGUCAUCUCAGUCGGCCCAUGGCACCUGAGUCUGCCCUGUGACCUCCUGCC